Myzus persicae (green peach aphid) is the source of this 2566-nucleotide messenger RNA. Its product is annotated as fatty acyl-CoA reductase wat-like. Gene Ontology annotation, cellular component: peroxisome. Gene Ontology annotation, molecular function: alcohol-forming very long-chain fatty acyl-CoA reductase (NADP+) activity. The transcript has 9 exons. The record is from RefSeq and is a predicted model, not a curated record. NCBI's taxonomy places the organism in Eukaryota, Metazoa, Arthropoda, Insecta, Hemiptera, Aphididae. Gene Ontology annotation, biological process: long-chain fatty-acyl-CoA metabolic process. The coding region runs from base 276 to 1931 and encodes 551 amino acids.
UUGAUAUUCGAACUCCCGAUCAUUCCGUUACGGUUAUUCGUUAAAGAAGUUUCGUUCAUACGCUUACAUAAUAUUCACUCAUAAUUUUCAAUAAAUGCAGUAAAUAUUAAAUCAUUUUCAUUAAAUGUUAGUAAAGUAACAGAAAUCAUGUUUCUUAUAGUGUAAUAUUUAUUUUAAUUGAACACUAGUUGCAUUUGUUAAAUUAAUAUAAGAUAAAAUACAUAAUUUUUACUAAUACAAAAAUUGUUUCAGUUAUAAACUCACAAUUCCACAAUAUGGCUCUUGAUUUACAUCGUAAGUACAUCGAAAAAAAGCAAGACAGUGCACCGUCGGUGCCUAUCAAAGAUAUAAUAAAUUCUAAAUACUACUUGGAUCCCCUGGAGCUUUUGGGCGAGAGGAGCUUUAGUGAACCUCGUGAAGUUGAUGAGUCUGAGAUCGGAAGUCCAGUACAAGAGUUUUUCCGGGAUGGAGUAAUAUUUUUAACCGGUGGUACAGGUUUUAUGGGCAAGGUUUUAGUGGAAAAACUGCUCAGAACAUGUCCUCACAUCAAACAUAUUUAUUUGCUGAUCCGGUCUAAGAAAGGCAAAAUCGUCGAUGAACGAUUGGAAGAUAUAUUUGAAGACAGGCUGUUCAAAAGAUUAAAACACGAAGUUCCAAAGUAUUAUCAUAAAGUUUCUGGAGUAGCCGGUGACUGCAGUUUGCCGGGUCUAGGAUUGAGCGCAAGCAGUCGAAAUACACUGAUUAAAGAAGUGAACAUAAUUUUCCAUGGAGCAGCUACUGUGCGUUUCGAUGAACAUAUCCGUGUAGCUAUGACCAUAAAUGUUUCUGGAACAAGAGAAUUAAUAAGUUUGGCCAAGAAUAUAACUAAUUUAAAGGUCGUAGCACAUAUUUCCACUGCAUUUUCAAAUUGCAACCGAUUGCAUGUGGACGAAAAAUUUUACGAUCCUACUGCUGAUUAUAAAGAUAUAUUGAAAUUAGUUUCUUCUACCGACGAUAAAAUACUACACUGUAUGACCAGGAAAAUCCUUGGCGAUUUACCAAAUACUUAUUCUUUUACUAAAUCAUUGGCGGAAGAUGCUAUUCGAAGAGAAGCACAAGGUCUUCCAAUAUUAGUUUUCCGACCCACUGUGGUGGUUGGUACUUACCGGGAACCAGUUAGAGGUUGGAUAGAUAAUGUAUAUGGUCCAACAGGAAUUGUAGUUGGGGCUGGCACCGGAGUACUUCAUACAUACUAUCUCGAUUCUAAUAUUGUGCCCGACAUAAUUCCAGUUGACAUUGUUGUAAACGCUCUUAUAUGCGCCACUAAAGAAACGGCGACAAAUGGGAAGUCAAAAGAAAUACCAAUAUAUACAUGUUCAAGUUCUAUACAAAAACCAAUAAAAUGGAAUCAGUUUAUAGAGAUGAAUCAUCGUUAUGGUGUUUACUGGCCUACAAUUCGGGCGAUUUGGUAUUAUUCGUUUUGGGUUACUAAAAAUCGAUUUUUAUACGCAGUGUUAAAUUUUUUUUGUCACGUUGUGCCUGGGUAUACACUAGACACGUUGGCUGUUUUUUCUGGACAAAAACCAAUAUUGAUGAAUAUCUAUAAGAAGAUUGAUAAAGUGCGAGAUAUUCUGGCAUAUUUUUCCGACAGGGAAUGGACGUUCCCCAAUGAUCGUUUAUUGGCUUUAUGGCAUACUCUCGACAGUCAAGACAAAGAAUUAUUCAAUUUCGACAUACAUCAACUAUCAUGGGAUUAUUUUUGCCAGGCACACUGUCUCGGUUUAAGAGUUUACCUCGUAAAAGAUGAUAUACACACGUUGCCUGCGGCCAGGAAAAAAUGGGAGAAAUUAUACAUAGCGCAUAAAGUCCUGUUACUAGUUAUGUACGGAAUAGUGUUGUGGUGUCUCUGGCUGAUUGUGUCUAUACCACUAAAAUUGACUGGGCUAAUGUAAAACAAUUUAUGGAUAGUUAACAUAAAAAUGUAUUAAAUAUUGUAUUAUUGUAUUGUAACCAAGUACCUUAUUAAAUACGAGUAUAGGUAUUUAUGUAUGUGAUAAGUUAUAAUAGUUGAAUUCAAAUCAGAGAUGGCAUUUACUGUCCAAAUUUAACCAUACUUAUUGACAAAUAGUUGAAGUAGUUGAAAUUGUAUGUACAUGAUACGCCAUUUAUGAUAACUUUCAAAAGUCAUAAAAAAUGUAUAUAAACAAUAAUGAAAGUUAACUAAAUUGUUUUUCCUUUUAAAAGCAAUUUUAAAUAUUUAAAAUAGUAUAAUUCAAGUAUAGCUUAUAUAUCGAUGUUAAAAGUUAAUAGAUAUUUUUUGAUAAAUACUAUUACGCUAUAUAUAAGAUCUUUAUUUUCCGUAGGUAAUAUAUUUUUUUGUAAUACAUUUGAAAUGCAUUAUUAGAUUAUACUAAUUAAUUCUCUCCCAAUUAUGUUAACUAUAGAUUAAGGGGCACAUGUCUUAUCCUUAAAAAGUAUGAUUUCGUCUUGUGAAAUUUUUUUUUUUAACAUUUCCUGUUUCUAAAAAAACUAAAAAUAUAUUAUAAUAUAAAAUAUAGAUGAUUACACGAUGUUGAUGCUUCCACAA